This is a messenger RNA of Kwoniella shivajii, 2244 nucleotides long. Its product is annotated as homoaconitase, mitochondrial. The transcript has 4 exons. The coding region runs from base 1 to 2244 and encodes 747 amino acids. Gene Ontology annotation, biological process: L-lysine biosynthetic process. Gene Ontology annotation, molecular function: homoaconitate hydratase activity; 4 iron, 4 sulfur cluster binding. NCBI's taxonomy places the organism in Eukaryota, Fungi, Basidiomycota, Tremellomycetes, Tremellales, Cryptococcaceae. The record is from RefSeq and is a predicted model, not a curated record.
AUGGUGUUCUUACCUCGAUUAGGUCAAUUAGGUCCUCAAAGAAUAGCAUUCAUACAUGCUCGACAGAACGGACGUUUUUACGCCACCGUAUCCAACCCUCAGACUGUCAUAGAAAAAAUCGUACAGAAAUAUGCGGUUGAUCUACCUCAAGGUACAAAAGUCAGAGCAGGUGAUUAUGUUAUGAUCAAGCCAGAGCAUGUUAUGACACACGAUAAUACAGGACCUGUGAUAUCUAAAUUCCUUUCUUUAUCGUGCUCAAAACUUGAUAAUCCUAGACAACCAGUAUUCACAUUAGAUCAUGAUGUUCAAAAUAAAUCAGAGACGAAUCAAAAUAAAUACAAGAAAAUUGAAGCUUUCGCAAAACAACACGGUGUUGAUUUUUAUCCUGCGGGAAGAGGUAUAGGCCAUCAAAUUAUCGUUGAAGAAGGUUACGCUUGGCCUGGUAAAAUGGUUGUGGCAAGUGAUAGUCAUUCAAAUCACUAUGGUGGUGUAGGCUGUUUAGGUACUGCUAUCGUUAGAACUGACGCUGCAGGUAUCUGGGCGACUGGUAAAUUCUGGUGGCAAAUACCUAGAGUAGUUUCAGUCUCACUCGACGGGAAAUUAUCACCCGGAGUAACAGGUAAAGAUGUCAUUGUCGCUCUUGCCGGUUUAUUCAAUAAUGAUGAAGUUCUCAACGCUGCUAUCGAAUUCACCGGAUCUGGGAUAGAACAUUUAUCGAUUGAUGAAAGGCUGACUAUUGCCAAUAUGACAACGGAAUGGGGAGCUGUAGCAGGUGUUUUCCCCAUCGAUAACAAAUUAGAAGAGUGGUAUCAAGGAAUAUUCAAAAAGAAUGAAUUAAGAAGAUUUUUGACCCAACCUGGUUCUUCUUCCAUGGCACCUUUCCCUGAACCUUCAGACCCAGUCAAUGAAACAAAACCUCAUCCUCGAUUGAAUCCAGAUCGUUUACAAGACGCUUUGACCAACAGACCUACCGCCGAUGAUGGAGCUCAUUACGCGUCUAGAUUAUCACUUGAUCUUUCAACUUUAGUGCCUUACGUCUCUGGACCAAACUCAGUCAAAGUAGCUACCGCCUUACCUAAACUGGUUCAAGAUAAUAUCAAGAUCAAUAAAGCUUAUCUCGUGUCAUGUACCAAUUCCAGAGCAUCCGAUAUCGCAUCUGCAGCGGAAGUGUUGAGAAGAAAGAAGAUCGCUUCCGGGGUCGAAUUUUAUAUAGCAGCAGCAUCAAGUAGAGUACAAGAAGAUGCUGAAUCCUCAGGUGAUUGGCAGGUUCUGAUUGAUGCUGGAGCUAAAACUUUACCUGCUGGAUGUGGGCCAUGUAUCGGACUAGGUGUUGGAUUAUUAGAAAAAGGUGAAGUUGGUAUAAGUGCAACGAACAGAAAUUAUAAAGGUAGAAUGGGUUCACCUGAAGCUAUAGCUUAUUUAGCUUCUCCUGCUGUUGUAGCUGCAUCGGCUGCAAAAGGUUACAUCUGUGGUCCUGAUUCUCUAGACUUAAACUCUCUACCCAAAUACGAUAAACCAACAAUAUCGAUAAUAGAAGAAAACACAGAAUCCACUUCCGCAACAGAAGUAGAUGAAGCUUCAUUAGAACCUUUACUCGAUGGUUUCCCAGAAUACUUUGAAGGUCCGUUACUUUUCGCUCCUCAAGAUAACUUGACUACGGAUGGUAUGUAUCCAGGUAAAUACACUUAUCAAGAUGAUAUCACACCAGAAAGACAGGCGGAAGUCGUAAUGGAAAACUACGAUCCAACAUUUGCAGCUACUGCAAGGGAAAUUCGAAAUACUCUUUCAACAGAAUCCUCUUCUUCAUCUUCAUCAUCAUCAUCGUCGACUCGACCUGGUGCUAUAUUAUUAUCGGGAUACAAUUUCGGUACUGGAUCAUCCCGAGAACAAGCUGCAACAGCAAUCAAGAACGCCGGAAUACCUUUGGUGAUAUGUGGAUCUUUCGGUGAUAUAUUCAAGAGGAAUUCCAUAAAUAACGGAUUGAUAUUGAUAGAAUCUCCAACUCUGAUCAAGGACAUGACUGAACGAUUUGCUAAAGAAGGUGUAAGAGGAAAAGGUGGAAAAGAUGGCAAAUUAACUGUAGUACCUGAAGGAUGGAAGAUCAAAGUUGAUACCAGAAGAGGUAAAGUAACAGUAACGACUGAUAAAGGUGAAAAAGUAUAUCCUGCAGCUAAAGUAGGUAGAAGUGUACAAGAAUUAUGGGUGAAUGGUGGUUUGGAAGGAUUCAUUAGGGCUUCUUUGUAA